AUGCGUCCAUCAACAGAUAACAGACUGAUUGGAAGGCAGUUGGAAAUAGAGAGCAACAGAAGAGGAACAACACAGACACCACAGCUCCAAGAAGAGGUUGAAGGAAAAAUGGCCAAGGAUACGUUUAUGGAAAAAUACUCAGCAAAAAUUAGAAAACGAGUUAAUCAUACACGGAAUAUGUGUCGCAAACAUAAAAAUAUUCAAAAGAUGAAAGAAUAUCCAACUCUUUUGGUGAAUGAGGAACACAAACUUGUUUACUGUCAAACACCUAAAGUUGGUACAGUUAGCUGGUGCAAAAUAUUCCUACAACUUUCUGGAUAUAAGAACCGUUCGGAGCUAAUGAAUAUGAAUGUUAUACAGGUGAGUGCAGCAUGGAAAAAGCACGUACCGCGACUAAGUGAUUUUCCAGCCGCAAAACAGAAGGAAAUAUUAGCAAACUACACCAAGAUCAUGUUUGUUCGGAACCCUUUAACACGCCUGCUAUCAGCCUACAACGAUAAGUUGGUCCUAAAGAGUUCAAGUGAUAGACAACCUUAUUACCAGAACACAGUCAACAAACGUAUUUUAGCUUUUUUCAGAAUAGGAGGGGGGAAAAAAAGAAAUUAUGCAACAUUUAGAGAAUUUGUUAGAAUGUUAAUUUCCAAACAGCACUACAUUGCAGACGUCCAUUGGAGCCCCAUGCAUUCUGUAUGUUUUCCGUGUAGUAUUGACUAUGACGUUAUUGGUCAACUUGAAGAUAUUGAAAAUGAAUCAAAUUAUAUAUUAAGACAUGUUGGAGCUGAUAUAGAAUUCCCUCAUUCGACCGGAACUCAUUUUACAAACAGUUCAAGUUAUGAAAAGGUUAUAAAAAGUUAUGCUACAAUUCCACGUUUCGAUCUUCUGAAUUUGUAUCAGAAAUAUAAAUAUGAUUUUUUGUUGUUUGAUUAUAAUCAAAGUCUUGCAAUGCUCUAAGGCAAAGAUAAUGCUCUAAGGCAAAGAUAAUAAAUAGCAGGAUAUAGAGCACCUCCCCAAUAUAGUGGAACAUCCGUUCAAAAGGCAUUGUGGGUACACGGAGAGCAAUUAUACUGCAACCGCGCGGCGGCGCUAUAUAAAAAUAAUAAAGGCGCUGCUCUUGUUCGCUUGUCUCCUUUAGUUUCUCCAUUUAGUAAAGUGUUCAAAUUUUACUGCAACCGCAGGAGGGCGAAUGUUCCAUCGAUUUUAAUACGCGGAGCAGCUCAUUCUUCUGCUAUUUAAGUUCUUUGUCUAAGGUUAUUAGGUUAAUACACAAUAUAUAUAAGAAAUAUUAUUUUUAAAAGUAAAAAUAAAAUAAUAAUAAUAAUAAACAAAAAUGCAGAAAAGGCUUCUGCUCUCUGGAAAUGGCAACACUUCCAACUCUCUGAGAUAGAUACGUGAGACUUGUAUGAUUAUUAUUACUUUACCAUUAUGUUAUAUCAUAGUGUACUUGGAUGGACGCCUAUACCUUACGUAAAAUAUCUAGGAUAAUGUUUUAUUGCAUUAUUUAUGUUAAGUUUAACAUUUAAAUGAUACGCUCUAAAUUAGUGAGUGUUCAAUAUAAUUCUCAUUAACUGUUGAAGAAAAAUUCAACCUUAUGUCAGUUCCAACCACCGACCCAUCCGUUCCUUCUCUCAACUGUCACACUAUAACCAUGUUAUAUGUUAUUCUCUCUUCUGACACCCUUCGAAGGAAAUUGAAGACGAAUUGAAUUUCUUUUUAAAUGUAAACAGAGAUGAUUUUUUUGUUUGUGCAUAGUAAUUUCUGAGAUAACAUUUGUAAAUUAAUGAGAAGCAUUUCACUUGCUCUGAUGCACAAAUUUAUGUACAGUAAUAGAAUAGUGAAAGAUGGUUUUAGAGUUUUAGAGUUAAGAUCUGUGUACACUAUGCGAUAACGAUCAACGAUAAAAAGCAAUUGUUUAUAUAGAAAAUAAAAGAAAUAAUACGUUUUUACACUAGCACGUUUCGAUAACGAUUUAUCGUGCAUACGUUAAAGAAUAUUUUCACAAGUCAAAUUAAAUGACGUCAUAGUCAGUGAAAACGAUAAAAAAACGGUUUUACUACUACAAUUUUAUCGUUUUCACGUGAUUAUAACGUCAUUUGAUUUUUAAACAGCCCUUUAGAGUGUCAAAUUAGAAAACAGAAUGUAUAGACUAUUUCGAGGUGUGGGCCUAAAUAGGACUACUAACAUGUCAGGACAGUAUGUUAAUGUUUUGUACAGUCUACAGCCAUAUUUAAUAAUAAUAAUAAUAAUAAAAAUAUUUAUUUGGACUAUCCGAAAUUCAAAACUUAAAGACAAAUGAUUACAAGAUACAUAAAAUUACAAGAACAACUAUUUAUUGUUGUAUAUUUGUAUUAUAGUCUGGUCGAUUUAGGUCAAAAUUAUGGAAUACAGGAAUUAAAUUGUUAAAGCUUUUUUGGUAUCAA
Molecule: messenger RNA, 2417 nt
Organism: Anneissia japonica
Lineage: Eukaryota; Metazoa; Echinodermata; Crinoidea; Comatulida; Comatulidae
Product: carbohydrate sulfotransferase 10-like
Exons: 3
Coding region: 1-951 (316 amino acids)
Biological process (GO): carbohydrate biosynthetic process
Cellular component (GO): membrane
Molecular function (GO): sulfotransferase activity
Source: RefSeq, a predicted model, not a curated record